GAAGUAGUGGCGUUAGGUACUUGACAGGGAAGCGGAACUAGCUAACUACCAAGCUAGUAGCACGUUAGCUAGGGUAAUAGUUGCCCCUGGAUUUUGGAUAUAUAUUUAUAGCUCCGAUAUAGAUUCUUGAGCACAACUACAACUUUUUGGAAAAUGCCUCAGAAUAUUGAGCUUGGUGCCACAGGAGGGGCCCCCAAACAGGACAGCAGCAACAUGGAGGACAUGACUGUGGAGCAGAUGGCAAUCAGAGCCAACCAAGUGACUGAUGAGUCACUGGAAAGCACACGGAGGAUGCUACAGAUGGCAGAGGAGAGCAAACAGACUGGCAUCAACACCAUGGUGAUGCUUGACCAACAAGGAGAACAACUGAGGAACGUAGAACAGGGCAUGGACCAGAUCAACCAGGACAUGAGACAGGCUGAGAAAAACCUGACUGACCUGUCCAAGUGCUGUGGCCUCUGCGUCUGCCCCUGUGACAGGGUUUCAUCAAUUGAGAACGACUCACGUUACAAGCGCACCUGGGGUACUGGAGGAACUGAGGGUGAAGGUGACACCAAUGGCUCAAACGUAGUGUCAAGACAGCCUUCAAGUGCUGCUCGCAAUGGUCAAACAGUCCAGGUGAACGCCUCGGCACCAACUGGUCCGUACAUCAAGAGGGUAACCAACGAUGCACGCGAGGAUGAAAUGGAGGAGAAUCUUGAGGCAGUCGGCAGCAUCAUUGGCAACCUGAAGAAAAUGGCUGUUGACAUGGGUGGCGAAAUAGACAAGCAGAACGUACAGAUUGACCGUGUCACUGAUAAGGCGGACAUGAACAAACUACGCAUCGAUGAAGCAAACCAGAGAGCCAACAAGCUCAUCAAAUAGAUGAGGAAUCCUUCUGCUAGUCUUUUUUUCAUCAACUUUGAGCCUCUUUGCUACACACACAUACACACACUGUUCUGCUGUGCAUGCACAAACGCACACUUUCUUUGACACACUUUGUCAGCAGUGUGCCUGCCUUUUCUGCACUAAGACAUAAAUGGAUGAUGCAAAGAUAUUUAAACGUAUAUAUUUUCCAACAUCUUAAUGACACACGUCUACAUAGUCGAGCUGGACUGUGAAAAGCAGUGUGGGCAUCAGAAACUGUACCAAAGAGGAAGUGACUGACUGCCUGUCACUGCUGCUUGAUACCAAAUAAGUAGAAGGCCUGUGGCAGCAUAUAACAUUCACAGUGAGGGGAGAAGCACAGGUCGGCUGCUUUUCACUCUUUUUUUCUUUUUUUUUUUUUUUCCCCAACAAUCUCAUUUCCCUUCCUCUUAAAGUCAAGUACUAUGAACAUUUGGUGUGUGUGUUGUGACAUGUAAGAAUGAGGCCACUGAUCCUCACUGAUGUUGUCUUUAAGUCAGCCUCAGGUAGUUUCAGAAAAACCAACUUUGGUCAAGUGCAUCUUACUAAAAUUCUACAUCUGUUGUGUAAUUAAAUUUAUUGUCAUGUUAUUUUGAGAUAUUCCUAUUUAAUUAUUCAUUCAGCAGAAAUUAUUUGUGACUAGUUUUCUCUCCCUGUUCUCAUGUCAUUUCUGCCAUUUCAGAUGUAAAAAUGAAAUGAACACACUGUGCCUUUUGGAGUAAAUCAUGGCUAAUCUUUUUAUGCUGGAAUUGAAAGCAUCCCCUCCAAAUGAGAGCAAUCUAAUGUUACAUUUUAAUAUUUCUGACUGAUGGGAAUUAAAGUUUUGUGACUAUUUGCACCAACCUGCUGUUAGACACAUUAUAUAGCAUCUGCUUGUUGAUCGCAUUUGAAACAAAGCUGGUAAAUAUCAAGAGAAUUCAUCAUUACCUCCUAAAGCAUUUAUUUAACUUUUUAUUAAUGUUUAAUUUGGGAAAUAAAGCAGUAUCUGAACAUCAGUAGAUCAGCUGCUGGGCUUCAUGUCUGUGUUCUUGAGGUUUUUUUCACUCUCACAGCAGUGUUGAUGUAAAUAUUAAAACAUACUGUAGCUGUUUAUUGCCUGUAGUCAUUCUGUUUAAUCUAAGUACACCCUUCCUUCUUUGUUACCUCUUGGUUAAUAAAGAUUUAUAGCUCCCAACAGGAGAAUUUAAUAGCCUAUUCGGGCUUCUACACAAAUCGGGUAAUGUGCAGAAAAUUAAUUUCCCCAAGUUUAUUAAUUGCACAGUCUGUAAAUGUAUAAAAAAUGUUGUCUUAUAACACAUGUUUUUAAUAGUGUGUAAUUGCUCAUAUUAGUUAUGUACUGACUACAUCAGCAGGGCAUUGACUUUCUGGCAAUUUAAAGAGAAAUGGAAAUGAAUAUGAACUUUUCCAGAAGAGCUUUGGAUCUGAUUAGUGGGUAGUGAUGCAGAGAGCCUUUUUUUUUUUAGCCUCUCAAAGCUGCUUUAAAGUUGUGUUGUAACAGCAAUUGUGUCACAAAAGGUUCCUCCUGCAUCUGCCCAGUAAAGAGUGUGUUUUCACAGCACCGCUACAAUAAAAAUGAUUACAUCUAAAGGGUGGUAAAUGAGUGCUGGCAGCAAGAUGCACAAAUAUAUACAGUAUGCAAAUGAAAGUUGUUAAAGGGGUGAAAGCAGAAGCUAAAUGUGUCCUGGCAGGUUCUGUCAAGGCCUCGCUGAGGAAAAAUUGACUAAUGAUACAGUAAUAUCAUAUUCUGAAAAUAUGUCUCGCAAGCAGCUCCUGGCUUAUUUGUUUUGAGGUAGAAUAAUUAUUUGUAUGCUUUUCUGCAGGCAUACACCACUCGAGUUUGUAAAGAUUGAAAUAAACUGCUAUCCAGGGCUUUGUACUGCCAUAAGUGAUCAUCCUCAGCUUGUUACUGGUGAGCUGAGAUGUGAUUAGCAUGAAGCUGUCAUCUAUUCUUUGCAUUACCAACAGCCACUGGAGUGUAAAUACAACAGUUUUGUUUGUUUUGAAUGUAAACAUUUGCAGCUUGAAUUUAGCUUGCUCAUUGGAUGACUGUUAAGGAAAAAAAUCCCUUUUUUGUGUGUGUUUAAAGCCUCACUCUGAUAAAAAUGUACUCAAUAAAUUUGUUGUAAAAAUCUU
Molecule: messenger RNA, 3018 nt
Organism: Melanotaenia boesemani (Boeseman's rainbowfish)
Lineage: Eukaryota; Metazoa; Chordata; Actinopteri; Atheriniformes; Melanotaeniidae
Product: synaptosomal-associated protein 23-like
Exons: 8
Coding region: 154-864 (236 amino acids)
Biological process (GO): synaptic vesicle fusion to presynaptic active zone membrane; exocytosis; synaptic vesicle priming
Cellular component (GO): SNARE complex; plasma membrane
Molecular function (GO): SNAP receptor activity; syntaxin binding
Source: RefSeq, a predicted model, not a curated record